AGGAAUUUCUUUUUAGUUCACUCAUGAAAUAGGUUUUUCAACACGUGCACACAGCUGGUGCGCUUGCACAUUCAUGUCAUGCCGAUGCAUUUUGGGCUACGCCGCUAACGUAGACAUCGUUGUUAGUCACCGGCGUUUGGUGCUGAUGAGCUGAUCUGUAAUUGUAGGUACACCGCAUUAACCUCUCUGUAUUUUCUCAGAUUUUUGCAACAAAUUUACAAUUAUGAAUUUGAAACACUCAGCAGGGCCACCUAAGCGGGCCGAAUUCCAGGAUAAAGAGAAACCUGCCCAAAUAAGAAGCAGCAACAUCACAGCUGGCAAAGCUGUGGCAGAUGCAAUCAAAACUUCACUUGGGCCCAGAGGUAUGGAUAAAAUGAUCCAAGACAAGAAAGGAGAAGUCACCAUCACUAAUGAUGGAGCUACAAUUCUGAAGCAAAUGAAGGUACUUCAUCCUGCGGCAAAGAUGCUGGUUGAACUAUCACAGGCUCAGGAUGCUGAGGCAGGAGAUGGCACCACUUCUGUUGUCAUCCUUGCAGGAGCUUUGCUGGAAGCAUCUCAGAAGCUGCUGUCUCGAGGCAUUCACCCUGCAAGAAUCUCAGACUCACUGCUGCACUUCAGCUCGCAGGCGCAAGUCGUCCUCGAGAGCAUGGCAAUUCCUGUUGAUCUCAGUGACAGGAAUGCUCUGCUUAACAGCGCCAACACUGCACUCAAUUCCAAGGUUGUUCACGAGCACAGUGGCAUGCUUGCUCCCAUGGCCGUGGAUGCCGUGUGCCGGUUGGUAGACCCUGCCAAGGACACGCACGUUGAUCUCAAAGACAUCCGCAUCACCAUGAAGUUGGGAGAAACUGUGGAAGACUCGAAGCUCAUUGAUGGCAUCAUCUUCACCCAGAAGACCCAAGGCUUUGGUGGCCCCAACAAAGUAGAAAAGGCCAAGAUUGGACUCAUUCAGUUUUGCAUUUCUCCUCCUAAGACAGACAUGGACAACACUGUGAUUGUGAGGGAUUACGCUGCCAUGGACCGCAUCUUGCGAGAAGAGCGCCAGUACAUCCUCAACAUCACCAAGAAGAUCAAAGCUGCUGGCUGCAAUGUACUGCUUAUCCAGAAGUCAAUUCUCAGAGAUGCGGUGUCUGAUCUUGCUCUUCACCUACUCGCCAAGCAGAAGAUUAUGGUCGUUAAGGACAUAGAGCGCGAGGACAUCGAAUUCGUGUGUAAAUCACUUGGCUGUCGCCCUGUGGCAUCGUUGGAUCACUUCACGCCUGAGAUUCUGGGUAGCGCCGAGCUAUGCGAAGAAGUCCAGACUGGCAACAGCAAGCUGGUGACGGUGACGGGGGUGCAGAACCCAGGUCGUGCCGUCAGCAUCCUACUUAGGGGCAGCAAUAAGCAGGUGCUGGAAGAGGCAGACAGGUCUCUGCACGACGCUUUGUGCGUCAUCAGAUGUCUCGUCAAGAAGCGCUACCUGGUGCCAGGAGGUGGUGCUCCAGAAGCAGAGCUCGCUGUCAGGCUCACGAACUAUGGCCAGACGCUGCAGGGCAUGGACGCUUACUGCUUCAGGGUGUUUGCGGAAGCUCUGGAGGUGAUCCCUAGCAUCCUGGCCGAGAAUGCAGGACUCACGCCGAUCAGUACCGUCACUGAGCUGCGCAACCGCCAUGCCAGGGGAGAGACCAGUGCUGGCAUCAAUGUCAGAAAGGGUUGGAUCAGCAACAUCGUUGAGGAGAAAGUGCUGCAGCCGCUGCUAGUUUCUUCUUCUGCCAUCAUGCUCGCAGCAGAGUGUGUUCGCUCCAUUCUCAAAAUUGAUGACAUUAUGCCCGUCGUCCGCUAAUGUCACAAGCACCUUCGCUGUCAGCUGUCGCCCUCACCCACGUCAUCUGAGGACUGGCGCUCCAGAAGUUCUUGCGGUUGUUGAAAAUGAGGAUCCUACUUUUGUUAUUACUUCGUUCAGUUUAAAUGUAAACAAUGAGCCUUAAUUACCACUACAUCGUAAUAAUGUCAUUAUGAUCUGGUCCUUGAUCUCCUCAAUGUGAAAGUGAAUGUGUUUUCAGAAGCAGCCGCUUGUGAAUCUUCAUGUCUUCUAGAAUAACUGUUCAUGUCAUUCAUAUCAAUAUCGUCCUUAACUGUCUAGCAAUGACAAUGAAUUAACUAUCAAUUCUGUUCCUAUAAUUUCCAAAAUCAUCUUAGAAACUAUAUCUUUUCCUUGUAUCAAUUUAUUUUAGGCCACGCUUCAUAACAUCUCACACAGUCUUUUGCUACUUCUAACUGUUUCUGUUCUAAGUUGAUAAGUUUCAUGUAAUUUCUUUUUUAUUUCACAAUUAACAAAAUUUGUGACUGUUGACAGUAACACGAUUUGAAAUCAA
Messenger RNA from Hyalella azteca, 2351 nucleotides. RefSeq names its product T-complex protein 1 subunit delta (gene CCT4). NCBI's taxonomy places the organism in Eukaryota, Metazoa, Arthropoda, Malacostraca, Amphipoda, Hyalellidae. Gene Ontology annotation, molecular function: ATP-dependent protein folding chaperone; ATP binding; ATP hydrolysis activity. Gene Ontology annotation, biological process: protein folding. The transcript has 12 exons. The record is from RefSeq and is a predicted model, not a curated record. Gene Ontology annotation, cellular component: chaperonin-containing T-complex. Bases 224 to 1819 code for a protein of 531 amino acids.